Messenger RNA from Silurus meridionalis, 2395 nucleotides. RefSeq names its product forkhead box C1a (gene foxc1a). Gene Ontology annotation, biological process: anatomical structure morphogenesis; regulation of transcription by RNA polymerase II; cell differentiation. The transcript has a single exon. Bases 333 to 1871 code for a protein of 512 amino acids. Gene Ontology annotation, molecular function: RNA polymerase II cis-regulatory region sequence-specific DNA binding; DNA-binding transcription factor activity, RNA polymerase II-specific. NCBI's taxonomy places the organism in Eukaryota, Metazoa, Chordata, Actinopteri, Siluriformes, Siluridae. The record is from RefSeq and is a predicted model, not a curated record.
UUACUGGCAGAGGAAAAAAAAAGCAGAGAAAGAAAUGAACGUGCGCGAAAAAAGUCCUGCGUCUUGACGGAUGCGCUGAAAAGUUCAGAAAGUUUUUCCAAUGCGCGCUUCGGCGAACAGAAAGAGAGUGAAAGAGUGAGGAAAAACGUGAAAGAGAGAGAAACCGAGUUGGCUUCGGAGACAUUUCCAAGGCCCUGGACGACAUUUCGUGGACUUUCUUUUUUUUUUUGUUUCCUCUUUUUAAUCGGACAAGGGAUUUUAGGAUUUGACGUGGAUUUGCGGCGUGGUGGUGCUUUUUUUUUCGCGCUCGUCGGAGGAAUAAAUCAGCCAGGAUGCAGGCGCGCUACUCGGUGUCCAGCCCCAACUCCCUGGGCGUUGUGCCGUACAUUAGCGGCGAGCAGAGCUACUACCGCGCGGCGGCGGCGGCCGGCGGCGGCUACGCCGGUAUGGCUGCACCCAUGAGCGUGUACUCGCACGCCGCGCACGAGCAAUACCCAGGCGGCAUGGCGCGUGCCUACGGGCCGUACGCGCCCCAGCCACAACCCAAGGACAUGGUCAAGCCGCCGUACAGCUACAUCGCGCUCAUCACCAUGGCCAUCCAGAACUCCCCGGAUAAGAAGAUCACCCUGAACGGGAUCUAUCAGUUCAUCAUGGAGCGCUUCCCGUUCUACCGAGACAACAAGCAGGGCUGGCAGAACAGCAUUCGCCACAACCUGUCGCUCAACGAGUGCUUCGUCAAGGUGCCCCGCGACGACAAGAAGCCUGGCAAGGGCAGCUACUGGACGCUCGACCCGGACUCGUACAACAUGUUCGAGAACGGCAGCUUCCUGCGACGGCGGCGGCGCUUCAAGAAGAAGGACGUACUGAAGGAGAAGGAGGACCGACAGAUCAAGGAGACCACGUCCUCGCGUCAGCCGCAGCAGCAGCAGGGCCGCGAGCAGCAGGAUCCGCCGCCAGUGCGCAUCCAGGACAUCAAGACGGAGAAUGGGGCGUGCACGCCGCCGCAGGCCGUGUCACCCGCUCUUGGUGCGGUGCCCAAAAUCGAGAGCCCCGACAGCAGCAGUAGUAGCAUGUCCAGCGGCAGCCCGGUAUCUUCAGCGCGCUCUGUGGGCCUGGACGGCGGUGGUGGCGGUGAGCAGCAUCACGCACACCACCAGCAGCAACAACAGCAGCAGCAACAACAGCAACAGCAGCAGCAGCAGCAGCAACAGCAGCACCCACACCACGGACACGCGCAGUUCAGCGUGGACAACAUCAUGACGUCGUUGCGCGGCUCGCCGCAGAGCGCCGGGGAGCUCACGCCGUCUCUCGCGGCCUCGGCGCGGACAGGCAUCAGCCCGUCACUGUCGCUGAACUAUUCGCCGAGCCAGGCGGCCGCGUACAGCUCGCCCUGCAACCAGAGCGCCGUCUCCACUACCUCACACGCCACCUACCACUGCAACAUGCAGGCGAUGAGCUUGUACGCGGCGGAGCGCGCCGGCACCACCGCCACCGCCGCCGGCGCCACCUCAGUGGACGAGACGUUGCCCGACUACUCGGUCACCACCACCGCCGCCUCGUCGUCCUCGCUGGGCGGCCACGCCGGUCAUCUCGGCUCUAGCCAAGAGGCACACCAUCAUCAUCCUCACUCGCACCAGGGCCGACUCGCUUCGUGGUACCUGAACCAGGCUGGAGACCUGGGCCACCUCGGCGCCACCUACCCGACCCAGCAGCAAAACUUUCACUCGGUGCGAGAAAUGUUCGAGUCGCAGCGGAUCGGCUUGAAUAACUCCCCGGUGAACGGGAAUAACAGCUGUCAGAUGUCCUUUCCUCCGAGCCAGUCCUUAUACCGCACAUCUGGAGCUUUUGUGUACGACUGCAGCAAGUUCUGACCAAAAGUUCCCCCUUUUUCUGUGCGAUAUUUAGUUCUUUUAAUGCCCACCUUCAUUUCCCUUAUUUUUUUCUUCCCCUUAUUACCUUCUUCUCGCCAUGGACUGAUCACACAUGGUGUUGGUUUUUUUUAUGGACAGUGUUACUGCAAAUAACACGUAAGUCUCAUUUUUCGCUUUUGCAAACAAUAUGUUUUGCUUUAAAAAAUUUAUAAUAAUACUCCAGCUUUUCCCGGACUUGUUAUUACGUGUAAAUUGCAUAUAGUAAUUUAUUUCUUGAAAUGUAACCGGAAUAUUAUGGACCAAACACCGUUUUGUUUCUAAAAAAAAAAAAAAAAAAAAAAAGAUCUGAAUUUCCUUUAACUGUGCAGAAAUGUUCCAUUAUAACACGAAGGGAACGAAAACGUUGUAUAUCGCAAUAUUCAUUCAAAUUAUCUCAUUUUGUUGGAGAAAAAAAAAGUAUUCUGAAGGAAAAAAUGCAUUCUUUGUUUAAUAAAUUACCAUUUUAUUUGAGGUAAAAAAAAAAA